AGAGACUAGGGAGGGGAAAGGUAAAUAUGGCGGUGGGAGUUCUCUUCUCUCCAACUUGGGGUGAGUGAGUGAGUUUGAGUUACUUACUACUCUACUCUACUCUUUCCCGACCAGUCUAGUCCCAUCCUCUCAUCACCACCACCCCAUCCUCUCUCUCUCUCUUUCUUAUAUUUCGUACCCGUUCUGCUUCCUUCCUUCAUUCAUUCAUUCACUUUCUUUGGGUUAUAAUUGUUAUCUCCACACACCAAAAUCUCACUCACCCUACAACCCCUAGCUAUAAGUUCCUCUCCUUAAAACAAAAGGAUAUGGCGCCAUACAAGCAGAAAACCGAUGGACAUCAAUAAGGCUACAGAGUACUGCUACUGAGUGUGGUGCUGUUUGGGAGAGAAAAAAAAGAUUCCAUCUUUAUUGUCUACAGAGAGAGAGGGAAAAAAAGGAAGAGAACCCAAUUAAAUAUCUGAACUGGGUAUGCUGUCACACCAAGAACAGCAGCAGCAGCAGCAGCAGGAAGAAGAAGAAAGAAGGGAUGGAGGAUCAGGUGGCCGCCGCCGGUGAUGUAGGGACGGCGAGUACUAACGAGAGAGUGUGUUAUGUUCACUGCAACUUCUGCAACACAGUUCUAGCGGUGAGUGUGCCAAGCAGCAGCAUGUACACAAUGGUAACAGUGAGAUGCGGGCAUUGCGCCAAUUUGCUGUCAGUCAACAUGGGAAGUUUCAUGGCAGCCCCACCACCACCAUCGCCAACACCAACUCCUUCUCUUUACCCUAAUAAUAAUAAUAACUCCUUCCUCCCCAAUUCUCAACCAAAUGCUGCAGCUGCUACAGAAGCAUCUCUCCCUCACCAGUCGUCAUUGGAGGCGGAGAAGGAGCAGUUAGGGUUUGAGGAAGGACUAGGCAACACCAACGUUAAUAACAACUCAUCAUCGAAAGACUGUGGCGGGUCCACGUCCGGAUCAUCGUCUUCGUCUAAGUACAGCAGCGGCAGCAGCAGCAACAUAAGCAACAACAGCGGCAAGCAGCAGCAGGUGAUGGUGGUGGUGUCUCCGCCGUUACCUCCGCCAUCGCCGUCGUUGGAGUAUAGUUGGGUGGAUAAUCAUCUCCACGAACCUCCUAGGCUCCCUCCCAUCCGCCCUCCAGAGAAGCGACAGCGGGUUCCUUCUGCAUAUAACAGGUUCAUCAAGGAGGAGAUCCAAAGGAUUAAAGCAAGUAAUCCUGAGAUUAGCCACAGAGAAGCUUUCAGCACCGCAGCUAAAAAUUGGGCACAUUUCCCUCACAUCCACUUUGGGCUGAAGCUGGAAGGGAACAAGAACAAGCAUGCAAAACUAGGAGAUCAUCACCACCACCACCACCACCAUUUUCACCAUCAUCAAAAUCAGCAACCAUAUGGAGGAUCAUCUGCAACUGAUGAUAAUAUAAUCAAUGAUCAUAACAUUGGCACACUAGUACUCAACCAUCACAAGAAAACUCCCAAUAACAACAACAGCAGCAAUGACAAUGGUUUUUAUCAUGAGCUCAAUGGCUCCCUGUGAUCUGUACUUCUCUUCUUUCAGAGAGAUUUGUCAUGAACAGAUAAUAAUAUUAAUAGAGUUAAUAGCAUGCAUGCAGCUCCCAGACUCAUCAGCUUUCAAAUUCAAUGUAAUUAGGGCAAUAAUAACUAAGAACGUCUAUUAUGGUUGGAGAUUGAGAAUAAAAAUGAGAGGUUAUAUAGCUACUGCUUACUGCUUAAAGGGGGGAAAGGAAAAUAAUAGAACUGAGAAUGAUGAGGGAGUAGUGCUACUGUGUCUGAUCUAUCAUGUCAAUGAAUUGUUUCUUUUUUUUGGGAUCGGAUCUCUGCCAUGCCAUGUAUCAGUUUUGUUCUGUUGUGCUGUUGCGAUCGUUUCUGUCUAUU
Messenger RNA from Linum tenue, 1887 nucleotides. Lineage: Eukaryota; Viridiplantae; Streptophyta; Magnoliopsida; Malpighiales; Linaceae. The record is from the annotation of a GenBank genome assembly.